Messenger RNA from Cryphonectria parasitica EP155, 3258 nucleotides. RefSeq names its product PFU-domain-containing protein. Lineage: Eukaryota; Fungi; Ascomycota; Sordariomycetes; Diaporthales; Cryphonectriaceae. Gene Ontology annotation, biological process: ubiquitin recycling; proteasome-mediated ubiquitin-dependent protein catabolic process. Gene Ontology annotation, cellular component: cytoplasm; nucleus. Bases 376 to 2805 code for a protein of 809 amino acids. Gene Ontology annotation, molecular function: ubiquitin binding. The record is from RefSeq and is a predicted model, not a curated record. The transcript is spliced from 3 exons.
AGCUGGGGAAGAGCUAGAGCUGCUUUUCCAAUCAUUUUUGUGCCUCAUUUGUCUGAUAUCAACUGCAGCAGAGUUACUGAUCCCUUUUUGUUGUUCAGAACUCCUAUUCUUAGAGCCAGACUGGCCUCACUGCUCCUCUGCCACAAACACCAACGCACAGCGCGCCGCCUCCAGACAAUAACCCAACAAACAAACGCCAUUCUUCCUCCUCUCCUCUCCUCCCUGCCACCUAGCUAACAACUGCUAUCCUUCAAGUGGCCAUUGUCACAACUCAUCCUUGUGUUUAUCAUAGCACCUCUACACAUCGAACUGCAACACCUCCGUCAACCUGCAAUACUUCAAGCCAGAGAUACUUGUAUACUCUCAGCCUGCACUAUGGAGUUUAAGCUGUCAGCUGAGCUGGUAGGCCACAAGUCUGAUGUCCGUGGCGUUACCUUUCCAUCCCCAAACACAGUCAUUUCUGUCUCCCGUGACUGUACUGUCCGAGUCUGGCGACGCAAGGAAUUUCGACCUCCUACCUUCAAGGGCUCAGUCCUGACUGAAGGCCAAGAUUUUGUCAAUGCUGUCGCCUACUUCUAUCCCGACGCUACAUAUAAAGAGGGCCUGAUCGUGGCUGGCGGCAAGGAUGCCUUAAUCGAAGUCAGGCAGCCAGGAGCCCAGCCUGGACCUAACCAUGCAGAAUUCCUUCUGGUCGGCCAUGACCACAACGUCUGCGCCCUCGAUACCUCCCCCGAAGCCUCAUACGUUGUUUCGGGAAGCUGGGACAAACAGGCUAUCGUCUGGUUCACGGGCAAGUGGGAGCCUGGCAAGUAUCUGGUUGGACACGACGCAAGUGUGUGGGGGGUGUUGGCCCUGACCGAAGAGACUGUCGUGACGGGCUCUGCAGACGAGAAGAUCAACAUUUACGACAUCAAAUCGAGCCCUGACCGCCACAUACAGCCCAAGUCCACUAUAUACACCACAAGUGUCGUGCGCGCCGUUGCCAAGGUGAACAAGGGCCAUGCAAGCGGUGCAGAUAUUGCCAGUGCACACAGCGAUGGCGUGAUCCGGUUGUGGAAGCUCAACGGCCAGUCCAUGGGCGAGCUGCACGGCCACGAUUCAUUUGUCUACAGUCUCGCUUCGCUGCCCACGGGCGAGCUGGUCAGCUCGGGCGAGGACCGAACCAUCAGAAUCUGGCGGGGUUAUGAGUGUGUCCAAACCAUUACCCUCCCAGCCAUCUCCGUAUGGUCUGUGGCAGUGUGCGAGAGCACGGGCGACAUUGUUGCGGGAAGCAGCGAUGGCGUGGCCCGCGUGUUCACGAGAAUCGAGGCCGAUAUGGCGAGUGCAGAGUCGAUAGCUGCUUUCGAUGAAUCCGUCAAGGCCUCGUCCAUUCCGCAACAGCAGGUGGACGGACUCAACAAGGAGAAACUUCCUGGCAGCGACUUUCUCAAGACCAAGUCGGGCACCAAGGAGGGUCAAGUUCAGAUGAUUGUCGAGGACAAUGGCUCUGUCACGGCGCACCAAUGGUCCAUGGCCCAGCAACAAUGGAUUUGUGUCGGGACCGUGGUCGAUGCUGUUGGAAGCAGCGGGAAGAAGCAGGAAUAUAAUGGCCAGUCCUACGACUACGUAUUUGAUGUCGAUAUCCAGGAAGGCGCACCGACCCUGAAACUCCCAUACAACCUGUCUCAGAACCCGUACGAGGCGGCUACCAAGUUUAUUGGAGACAAUGAGCUUCCAAUUUCGUAUAUCGACCAAGUCGCGGGCUUUAUUGUCGAAAACACAAAGGGUGCCACCCUGGGCGAGGACUCGGGCCCGGCUCCUGGUGACUUCGGAACCGGUCGAUAUCAGCCAGGCGACGAAGGCUCGGCUCAGCAGCCACCCGGCCCGAAGAUUCUCCCUCAGGAGAACUACCUUACGAUAACUGCUAUCAAGAUCGAGCCCCUUGUCAAGAAGAUCCUUCUUACAAGCGCGACUAUGAUUUCGUCGGGGCGCAAGGAUUUCGCGUUGAACCCAGCAGAGGAAGACACCUUGAAGCGGCUGGCGCAAAAGAUCAGCACAGCGAUUGGCACCGUGCCGGCGACUCUCCCGGCCGCGGGCACUCCAACAUCCAUGGUGAAUUGGGAAUCCAACCAGCAUGAAAUCUCCCUAGUUCUCAAGAUUGCAAAUACUUGGCCCGACAACGACCGAAUGCCAGGCCUGGAUCUCCUUCGCUGCCUCGUCACGUCGUCUUCGGUGGGGAGCUUCGCUGCUGUGGCCGGCAAGAGCAUCAUCGAUGCCACCUUCGAGUCCGCAUUCCACCCCAGUGCCGGAGCUGCCCUCAGCAAAAACUGCGCCAUGAUGGCAUUUCGCGUCAUUGCCAACCUGUUCGCAUCGGAUGACGGUCGAAAAAUUGCCUAUGCACAGGCUGCGAUCGUUGUCGAUCACAUGCAGAGCGUGGUCGGCCUUGACGACAACGCCUUCAAGGGACCGGUCGGAUUUCCUGACGUCCGCGGUGUCCUGAUAGCCGUCACCACCGCCGCGCUGAACUACGCCGUGCUAGGCUACAUGGUGUCCAGGAAGAAAGUUGCAGCCCCCAGUGGCGUCAGUGUCACACCUGAGGUGUUCGGCUCUUUGGCCAAGGUUCUGUGUAAAAUUAUCGACGGUCAGGACGAUGCUGAGGUGAACUACCGCGCUCUCGCCGCGCUUGGCACGCUGGCGGCUGCUGGAACCAGAGACGUCUUGAAGAGCUUGUCAGCAGAGAACGUUGUCCGCCGCGCUAUCAAGGCAGACAAGAACCCCGAAGAGCGCAUCAGGGCGAUCGCCAACGAGUGCUUGAAGAUAUUAUAGUAGCCUCCGGAGUGUUCUAAUGGCAUUUAGGGUGUUGUGACAGGUGACAUUGGUGCUCUCGUCAUGACCUUUAGUGCUCCAGACCCAUUUUUCUUCUUCUUUAAAGUGGUGGUGGAUGCAAAUAGAGGGGUGUGGUUGACGAUAGUGAUCAUGAAUACCAUUGUAUCAUGGAUAGGUGUAGACUAUGAUGUGGUAAUUGAGCAGGAAACAUGAAGAAUGGGCACAGGCAUUGUGAACCCUUGCUGUAACAGGUGUGGCUGUGAACAAGCUCGUGUGGGCAAGUAUAUAUUGCCUCCGAUGUGUUGUCUCCACACAGCCAGCCAUAAAAAAAAGCAGACAGACAAAAUACAUAGCCUGUGGCCCUACCACUCAUGGUAUACAGCAUAGAAUCGCCGAAUGAACGGACGAAUGAAUGAAUAUGAGAAGGAUCAUGUUCGAUCUAUCCAAAUUGGC